CAGAUAAAAUGCAUAUGUUUUAUACGAGCCUGUGGAAGAAUAUUAUUUGUACGUUAAACGGGGAGUUAUUCGUAAGUGAGAUAUCAAAAUAUUUACUUAACUUUUUUGUUAACAGUGGAUUAAAACAAUAGUUAAAGCCUUAAGAAAAAAAGAAGCUGAUUGUUGGUUAUUUAAUUUCAUAGGUAGGUUUUUAAUAUAUCGUGACUUUUGUUAAAUAAAGAUGGGAAAGAAAAACAAAAAAAUAAAAAAGGAUGUAUUUUCUGCAUUUUGUGACAAACAUCCUAAGCAUCCUAUAGAAAUGUUUUGUGUGGAUUGUGACAAAGUUGUCUGUGUAAUUUGCCAAGCUACAGAACAUAAAAGUAGAGCUCAUACGAAGAUACUUACAAUCGAAGAAGCAUCUACUGACUGCGCUAAAACUAAGGAGUUUUUAGAGUAUGAAGACAAACUUAAUACAGUUUUCACACGUGAAACUAAAACAUUGGCAGAUAAUGACAAAGUUCUCACAAUAACGGAUCAAUUAAAAGAAGAAGCAGAAUCUUUGAUUAAGAAGCAUAAACAGGUCAUGAUUGAUCUGAUUGAAAAACAUUACAAGAUGUUAUCUAAGAGGAAUCGGCUCAAGUACGAAGAAUCAAAGAAAAGAUUACUGAGUGUGAAUGAGCAAUUGUGUAAGAAUGAGAAUAAAACUUCAGAGAUUCGUCAAGAAAUCAAUGCAAAAAAAGAGAGUGGACAAAGCGUGGCAUUGUUUAUAGCUAUGAAAAAAUCUCAAGAUAAUGUACGGCAAAUUGAAAUUGAGUUAGAAGAAAUUGAAAAACUAAAUUUUGUUGAAAGGUAUGAGUUUCAAGCAGGACACAUGGUGCUACAGCUUUUGGAGGAAGAGAAAGAAUUUGGUGAUUUAUUGGUAACGGCGUCCACGUCUCCAAAAGGUAUUGGAAUCUAUGUGAUCAUAGUUAUUACUAAAAUGAAUCAAAUCGUCUGUAUGAAUAUUCUUCCACCCAUUUCAAAGAACAGAAAAAAAUCCCGAUAUAUCAGAGAUCCAAUAUGUUAUGUAGAAAGAAAACAUUUUUAA
Molecule: messenger RNA, 1066 nt
Organism: Ruditapes philippinarum (Manila clam)
Lineage: Eukaryota; Metazoa; Mollusca; Bivalvia; Venerida; Veneridae
Product: E3 ubiquitin-protein ligase TRIM17-like
Exons: 2
Coding region: 221-1066 (281 amino acids)
Molecular function (GO): zinc ion binding
Source: RefSeq, a predicted model, not a curated record